CCGAUAGCUGGGUGUUGCCGUCAGAUAGACAAGUGGAACGUGGGCUGAGUCCGAGUGGUGGUACACCUAUGACGGAAGUCAACAUGGACCGGGGGCCGAGAUCCCCACCGGCUCCAAAUGAAUCUGAAGAGGAUAAUGUGAGAUUGCGAGAAUUAGCAAGGCGCUGUUACGAAGAUGGAGUGAUGCCAACAGGCAUCGACCCUGGAGAGAUGAGUGGAGAGGGUCGAGAGGUUCGCUUUAAGGUGAACAGGAAUAUUGACCAGGUGAAGAUAGCGUGGUUGAAAGAGCACACUGUUACUAUUAUAUUCCGAGAUGGGGCGAGAUUCUUGUCCCGAAAGGUCAAAGAGGAUAUAAUGAGGGCGUUUGAAGAUGAGAAAGUGGCCGGAGGUGCUUUGGAUGCGCAAACAUUUAGUCGAGGAAGAGUUAAGAUCGAGAGUCCUAAUGUACUUUCGUACGUAGCCAAAAGCUCAGCGAUCGCUACCUUUUUUAUUCUCAAAGGUAGGGACGAACUCACGAUUGGCACGAAUCGGUAUGUUCUCGAAUUUAAGCCAUGGCUUACGAAAGCUCAAUUGCGCGCCCAGAGACUGGAGGAAGAUGAUUCGGUGUUUUGGGUGACUGCGGUCCAAGUACCUCUGGACGCUUUUUUCUACUUGCAGGCGCAGAUAGCACGAGCAAUCGGGCCGAUUUUGCGUACGCAUCCAGUGGAACAAGACUGUCAGAAGCCAGCUCUCAUCAAUGUCAAAUUUGACAUCGAUCCUUCUACGAAGGACAACAUGAAGGAUAAGAUCUGGAUGGAGACUUGCGAAGGAGAUGAGUUGGAGGUCAGAUUGGCUUCCGCAGGCACGCCUAGAUGCAGAACAUGUAAAGCCUUUUUUCAUUCGGAUGCGGAGUGUAGAAGAAACCAGCAACAAGGACAUGGCUCACAAUAUCAACAAGGACAGGCGUCAUCUGCAAGUCGACCACAGUAUCAGGGAGUGAUGAGACCGAUGGGAGGACAAGGAGCCCCGGGGGGGGCAGUUCCAAAUGAAGUGGGGGGGACGUCGCAGGCGGGAGGCGAAGGAGUUUCGGCAACCUCGGUGCCAGGACAAGAAGGAGUUAACGCUCCAUUGGGGUCGGAGAGAGUCACCCUGGGCCAAGGUCUGUUUGCACAAGGAGUGAGACAACAGCCUAUCUCUUUAGGCAACCCGUCGAGCUUUCUUCCUGGAAAUCUUAAUCCAGGACAGUUAAAUAACAAUCCGUUAUUUUCUCUUGGACUACAGGCGAUGCCAAGCGGGAACUUCUACCACCCUCUUGGUUUGGCAAGCCACUCCUCGUGGAUGGCGCAUACAGUCAUGCAGCAAUAUGUCAGUACCACUUCGGCCUUUGCGCCCUUUGAAGAGUUCAGAAUGGGAGGAGUUCCUCUUCCACGAGAAACAACCACGCCGCAGCCAGCAAGAGGUCUAACGAAGCAAGGAACAAGCAGAGUGCCUUAAGAGCUGAACCAGCCGCCGAGACCAACGGAGGUUAAAAACCUUCAAGCAGUCAGACCGGAGGCUUCGACUUCAGUUCCAGCAGGCCAAGACGACAGACGAUUAUCCUUCGGAAAACAACGACGCCUGAAAGGGAAUGUUUCAACCUCUUCUCUGCAUAGGAACAAAGACUUGCUGUCCCCUCAGGGGUCUGAAACUCACUGAUGUCUGUAGUUGGUACCCCUGGUACCAAGACUACGAGGAGGCGAAUGCCGACAACUCUACAAAGGGGUCAAAUCCAGGACCUGGAGGUAAGGAUUCUCCCGAUAUUUUGUACGGCUGUACGUAAUAAUCUGUGGUGGAUUGCCUUUGUAGGCUCCGAAGGAUCGCCUGCUCUGGUCAAUCUCGCUGCUCCGGAACAGCCCAUGCCAUCCUCUAUUUUCACUCUUGUACGUACUACGAUUAGGAAUAAAUUUCUAUUCCGGUG
This is a messenger RNA of Chara braunii, 1935 nucleotides long. NCBI's taxonomy places the organism in Eukaryota, Viridiplantae, Streptophyta, Charophyceae, Charales, Characeae. The record is from the annotation of a GenBank genome assembly.